Messenger RNA from Talaromyces marneffei, 1410 nucleotides. RefSeq lists its product as uncharacterized. The record is from RefSeq and is a predicted model, not a curated record. The coding region runs from base 1 to 1410 and encodes 469 amino acids. Gene Ontology annotation, cellular component: cytoplasm. NCBI's taxonomy places the organism in Eukaryota, Fungi, Ascomycota, Eurotiomycetes, Eurotiales, Trichocomaceae. The transcript has 4 exons. Gene Ontology annotation, molecular function: ubiquitin protein ligase activity. Gene Ontology annotation, biological process: protein ubiquitination.
AUGCCGGAGCGCGGAGAGGACGUUCUGUGCUAUCAUUGUAACAAUGUGUUUCCCAAAGAUGAAUUCGGCUUGAUGUGUCCACGAUGUGGCUCUGACUUUACCGAGAUUAUCGAAGGAAGCGCCGAGGAACAACAUCCGACCGAGGAAUACAAUUCUCGUGCUUCAAGCCCACCAUUUCCUUCUUCACUAUCCCCACGGCCGCCUCAAUCUCCUCAGUCUCCCCGGUCAGCGCGAUACGAUGCAGAAAAUCCAUUCUUCAACCAUAAUCCGUGGGCCGAAACCAACGACGAUGAACCACAAAGAUUCGGAAGUCCUCCCAGAGUCAGUCGUCACCAGUAUCGUUCCCCGGAUGGUCGAAUAACGUUUACAAGCACAACUUUUACGACUGGUAUGGGUGGACGUGUUAGAAGUCCACCUUCACCCGAUCCAUAUGGUGGUGAACCGCUGUUACGGACAGUUGGCUCUAUAUUCCAGGAAUUAACAGGCGUUUACAACACACAAAACCGAAAUGGUCCACCUCCGGACCGAGAAGAUCCAUGGGAGACUCCUGGCACAACUCGAGGUGCCAAUUUGCAUGGGGGAUUAUGGCCAAGGGAUACAGACAGCCCGCAACCGCCAACAGUGCCUCUAGCCAGUUUAAACGAUAUUUUUGACUUAUUACGGACGGAUACAGCAGGAGAUGGGUUUGAUCGACCGCGAGGAGGCAUUCAUAUAAUGGGAGCCACAGGGAUGGGCCCCAUGCAUCCUCUUUCCUUACUUGCUACCAUACUUGGUGGAGGACGCAUCGGAGAUGCUGUAUACUCACAAGAAGAGCUUGAUCGCGUCAUAUCGCAGCUUGUGGAUCAGAACAUGAACCAAGGAGCGCCGCCAGCGGCCGAAACUGCGAUUCAAUCUCUACCCAAGAAAGUCGUUGAUCAAGAGAUGCUAGGAGUAGAAGGGAGGGCCGAAUGCUCUAUUUGCAUGGAUCCGGUUGAGCUUGGCAGUGAAGUGACAGAACUUCCUUGCAAGCAUUGGUUUCACGGAGAUUGUAUUGAAAUGUGGCUGAAGCAACAUAACACCUGUCCACAUUGUAGGCGGCCUAUUGAUCAGGGGGAAAACGCUCCCGGGACUAGGAAUAAUCCCGUAGUCAUACCAAGCAGUCCUCCACAAUCUCCUCCACGACGCCGAUCUUCUGCAUUUGGUUAUGAGUCGAACCGCGACUACAGCGGUAGCCCUUAUCGUUCUCAUGGCCAUCGAACUAGUAGUGGUUCCUCAUUCAACAACAAUCAUCGAACUUCGCCGCAUCACACAGCUUCAGCUCCCCCAGAAGAACGACGAGAACAAUCCAGCCAGGACCAGCCCGAAAACCAGUCACAAUCCAGUGGUGGAGGAGUUGCUGGUUGGUUAAGAAGUCAUUUCGGUGGUAGCUGA